Messenger RNA from Kwoniella shivajii, 1290 nucleotides. RefSeq lists its product as uncharacterized. The coding region runs from base 1 to 1290 and encodes 429 amino acids. Lineage: Eukaryota; Fungi; Basidiomycota; Tremellomycetes; Tremellales; Cryptococcaceae. Gene Ontology annotation, molecular function: hydrolase activity, hydrolyzing O-glycosyl compounds. The record is from RefSeq and is a predicted model, not a curated record. Gene Ontology annotation, biological process: carbohydrate metabolic process. The transcript has 5 exons.
AUGAUUAUCCCGUUGAACACCCUUCUCUUCGCACUCCCUCUUCUCGUGCAUGCCCUCCCCAACCAUGUUCAUGGCAAAAGAUGUCAAGUCAAAGAUGCAGCUUCAAGCUCGACUCUUGCUGGUCAGGCUCUCGUAGCUACGGGUGGACGAGGCGGCCAUCAUUGGGGCGCGUCUGAGACUACUUCCGUGGUCGACGAGGCUGAACCCACAGAGGUUAGCGACUAUUCUCCCGAGGAGGAGGAAGAGGAAGGAGCAGGAGAAGAAGAAGAAGAAGAAGAUCGAGCAAUUGUUCCAACGACUAUCCGCAGCGCUGUUGGCAGUAUUGUCCCUUCCUCUGUCGCUGCCACUAAGACCAAAACCAGUGGCGGUGCUGCCUCUUCGGUGAGUAUCCCUGGUACAGCUCAAUCCUCGGUCGGUGAAUCUUCUUCGACCAAGUCCGCGACUGCGAGUGCGAGUCAACCGACAUCCACCGCUGGAACCGGAAACACCACCACUACUUUACCUUCUGGGGAUUGCUCUUGUGGAUAUGUCCUUAGUAGCUACGACAACGCGUACUUUCCCAAAGCCAUUAUAGCUUCUUUCGACACCAUUACCAGUGUAUCUGCUCUCGCCGGACUCGGACUAGAAAUCAAUGAUGGUUGGAAGGCAGGUAGUGUCGCCGAUGAUGGAACUUAUUGUCAAGGAGUAGCAAGUAACGUCGCGAUCAAUAAUGGGAUUCUGACGCUCACCGUACCAGGUGGCCAAUCUACUGGCGGUGUGGUUUCAGGUGCUGAAAUUCAGACCACGGAAGCUAUUACCGGAGGAGUUUUCACUAUGAACGCUCAACUUAGUCCAGUCUCAGGUACAUGUCAAGCAAUCUUUACCUAUACCGUGGAUGAUACGGCGAGUGGAGACGAACAGGAUAUAGAAAUGGUAUUCUCGCAGCCAGGAUUGCAGUUGACUAAUUGGGAUCCGACUGGCUCAGGCCUGAACGACUUCAGUAUUGAUCAAUUUCCCAAUGAACCUUCGACCAGCUUCAAUGAUUAUACUAUCGCGUGGUUGAAAGAUGCUACAUCAUAUUAUUACAAUGGUGUAGCAUUAGAUUCUCCCAAAAAGUAUCAGAGUGUCAACCCAAGUAAUGUCAUCAUCAAUAAUUGGAGCUCAGGAGAUCCGACAUUCAGUAUGGGGCCACCGGCCGAGGAUACGGUGAUGCAAGUCAAAAGCCUCACUUUCUAUUAUCAAACUGAGCCAAUGUCUAGCUAUCCGGCUUAUCCCUCAGGCUGUACCGAAGCUGAUGCCUGUAAAGUUUAA